AUGUGGAGCGAGACGAGCGAGCAAUGGUUCUUUGCAGCACAUGCAAAGACAGACUCGAGCAAGCCACAGGCGAAACGUUGGGCAACGGGCAGUCAAUGGGCUGCCAUUCCGUCCAGGCCAUGGCGUGGCAUGGCUGCCAGGCACAGCCGCUGUCAAGAGCGGGCUCACGGAAGCAGAGGGGGGCGAGGCAUGGAGGGAGGAGUACCAGCAGCGAUGCGAGGCAUUUUACCCUGGGCGUACCUUGCAUUAGCAGCUGUCGUGGAGGAGGGCGGGCGCACAGCGCCAUUUGCCAGACUCCUGCGAUGGGAGAGAUAG
This is a messenger RNA of Purpureocillium lilacinum, 315 nucleotides long. NCBI's taxonomy places the organism in Eukaryota, Fungi, Ascomycota, Sordariomycetes, Hypocreales, Ophiocordycipitaceae. The record is from RefSeq and is a predicted model, not a curated record.